AGCUUAACAAUUUUAGUAAGUCUACUGCGCCUCCAGUUGCUCAUUUCUCAUGGUUUUGGAGAGAGAAAGCUAUGAGCGUUAAUGGCGGAAUCCAAUUUGAUUGUGAAAUCCCAUCAAUACCCAGUUGCAGAUGAAUGGCAAGAGCUUUAGUUAGAGGCAUUUCUUGUCUCUUUCUCCCUACAUUUCGACGUUAUCACUCUUCUUCUUCCUCUAAUAAUCUCCCUUUUUCCCAUCAAAUUUUAACCUGCCUCAAAUCUCAAUGGUUGAAGACGAAAAAAAUCAAACAAAUUUAUGCCAUCUUGAUAACUUCUGGUCGUGUAAAAAUACCAUUUUUUGGAAGUAAGUUGCUCAAAUUUUCAUCCCAAAUUGGUGAUUUGCGUGAUACUUUGUGGGUUUUUAACAGCAUUGAUUUUCCAGAUAUAGUUUGUUAUAACACUGUGAUUAAGGCUUACUCUGGUAGUUUAUUUCCAUCAAAUGGUGUCAAGUUUUAUUUUGAGAUGCUGAAAUCUGGGGUUUUUCCCAAUUCUUAUACUUUUCCUCCGUUGUUGGGUUGUUGUGCUAAAGUGGGUAGUUGUAGAACAGGUGAAGUGUGCCAUGGUCAACUCAUUAAGAAUGGGUUUGAUGGUGUGAUGCAAAUACAGAAUUCUUUGAUUCAUAUGUAUGCUAGUUGUCGGGUGAUUGAGCUUGCCCUUAAGGUGUUUGAUGUUAUGCUUGAGAGAGAUUUGGUGUCUUGGAAUUCAAUCUCUGAUGCUUUUGUGAAAGUUGGUGAUAUGAACACUGCACACAAGUUGUUUGAUGCAAUGCCUGAGAAAAAUGUUGUGUCUUGGAACAUUAUGAUGACGGGGUACUUAGAAAGGCACAACCCUGGCUGUGUGUUGAAACUUUAUAGACAGAUGAUUAGAUGUGGAUUAUUGGGGAACGACACGACUAUGGUUAAUGUGCUUGCUGCUUGCGCGAGAUCUGGUAGGUGGAAAGAGGGAGCAUCUGUUCAUGGUUUUCUUGUGAGGAGGCUGUGGAAUUUGAGCUUGAUAAUGAACACUACCCUUAUUGAUAUGUAUAGUAAAUGCCAAAAGGUAGAGGUGGCUCGUUGUAUUUUUGAUGGCCUACUUCAAAGGAAUAUAGUGUGUUGGAAUUCAAUGGUCUUAGGGCAUUGUCUUUAUGGCAAACCUGAAGAUGGAAUUCAUUUAUUUGAAGAUAUGAUGUAUUUUGUUGGGGUAGAUAGGAAAGCUGAAGGUCAUGGGUAUGUGCCUGUCGGUGGAAGACAUCAGGUGCUCCCCGAUGAAAUCACAUACAUCGGUGUUCUAUGUGCAUGCACACGUGCAGGGCUGUUAGAAAAAGGGAAGUUCUAUUUUGAUCAGAUGGUAAAUUUGUUUGACAUAAAACCUAAUUUUGCGCAUCAUUGGUGCUUGGCAAAUCUACUGGCAAGUAAAGGGCUGGUAAAAGAAGCAGUGGAAACGGUUAGGAAAGUUAACGAGUCUGUUGGUGGUAUGCCAUCAGGAUCAUGUUUAUGGGCGAGUUUGCUUAGUUCAUGCAGAUUCCAGGGUGAUUCGUCUAUUGCAGAACAAGUAGCAAAGACAUUAAUUGAAAUAGAACCACAAAAUACAAUGUGUUAUGCAUUACUCUUGAAUAUUUAUGCUGCUGGUGGUAGGUGGGAGGAGGCUGCUGAGGUGAAAGAACUGAUGAAAAAAACAGAGGCUGGAAAACUGUAUGGUUGUAGUCUUGUAGACUUGAUUGAAAUUGUUCACAAUUUUAGAUUAAGAGAUGGGAAAGAGUAUGCAAUGGAGAUGGCUAAGAUGGUGGAUAGAGGAUGUUUGCACGAUGGAGCUGUCAAUGACCAUGGCUGAAUGUCAUACUAUAAUCUCAGAGCUUAAUUGCUUAUGAUGUAUCAUUGCAUUUUCCAUAUUGAUGUCUAACUGGUGCAAAUUAUUCAGAUACUGUAAAUGGUGUUGAUGAUGGUCUGUAGCGCAAAUUUACACAGCAUCUGGUAAAGAAUUGCUCAGUUAAUGGCGUCAUUGCCGAGGACUCGGGUAAAUUGGUGGCUUUAUGUAAGGGAAAGGGGAUGGAUGAAAUGACGGGAGCGCCCUAUGAGAGGGGGCAGCUUUCUUGAGGUCGAAAAUUCUUAUACAUGUUCAGACCUCAACUUUGUGUUAGUGUACCAGAGUAUUUCUCUUAACCUUUUCCAGACUAAUGGUUCACCUUUCAUUUCUUAUACUCA
Molecule: messenger RNA, 2215 nt
Organism: Spinacia oleracea (spinach)
Lineage: Eukaryota; Viridiplantae; Streptophyta; Magnoliopsida; Caryophyllales; Amaranthaceae
Product: pentatricopeptide repeat-containing protein At3g51320
Exons: 1
Coding region: 135-1844 (569 amino acids)
Biological process (GO): RNA modification
Molecular function (GO): RNA binding; protein binding
Source: RefSeq, a predicted model, not a curated record